AUGUUAUUCUUAUUUUCAGAAAGAGACGAUCUAGAUAUUACCGAAGACAUGUCAUUAGUCGUAGCAGGAACUGGACUUGCCCUGAUAAGUAUUAUAUUUACCUUCAGGAGCAACCAAUGGGCUUUGCUACUGAGAAAAAUUAUCGCCUUAUCCGAAUACGGAAUCACUACGGAAUUGAAGCAAACUGUCAGACGUUGCAAAAUACUCUCUAAACUCUGCACCGGUCUCUGCUUUCUUGGUACUUUCAUCUAUAUCCUCAAAGCCUACUACGAGUCUUUCAACUGUAUCCAGAGAAAUGAGGAAAAAGGACUGAAUGAGAUUUGCUUUGUUAUGAUGUCGGCAUGGCUACCUUUUGAUCUCAGUACUAAGGGAGAAGUGCUAUUAUUUGCCCUACAAGCAUUGGCCUCUUGCUUUGCAACAGUGCCUGGUAAGUUAGGAGAUGUACCGGGAGUUAGUCUUCUCAUACCUUUCUUGAACUGGGAAGCAGCUCAAAUCGUUUGUGAAAGAAUUUAUCAUCUGAAAGAGCUUUCGCAAAUCGUAUUAAGAGAAAAGCAGCCUGGAAAAGUGGGACCAAAAAUGAGAAGCUGGAUUGGCUAUCAUCAAAAGAUUUUGGAAAUCUUGGAAGAGCAAAACUACGAAGCAAAAUUCUGUUUGGGACAUGUUUCUCUCAUUGCGGCACUAGCCAUCGGCUGUUUAAUCAAUCAAGCAUUCAAUACCAAUACUUGGGGAGCCCUGUGUGAAAUCUCAGGCUGGAUGUGCUGUUUAUUUUUCCUAUGCGAUGCUGGCCAGAAGAUAACUGAUAACACAGAAUCUAUAGGUGAAGCCAUAUAUGCGAUGAAAUGGUAUAAGACAGAUAUUCAAACCAGAAAAGACCUCUUCUUCAUAUUAAGACGUACUCAGAAAUCUAUGGAACUGGAUGCCCUGCCACUGGGAACCUUGAAUUAUGCCUUGUAUCUGACGAUCGUGAAAACUUCAUAUUCAUACGUAACUUGGCUCACCCACACCACAUAAUGAACUAUCGAAUGGUUUGCAAACGUUACAGGAAAAUUUCCCCAAAUCCAUUCAGUGUUUAAUUUUUCCAAACAUCUUUUAUUGCAGGUUUCAUCCUGCUAAGUGCAGAAUGGAACCCAUUGAAUUAUAUUUUUUUUCACAAAUCUCACUUAAAUAACUUAAUCUGGGAGACUGAGAUAUACGUUGAGUUGUUCAUGAAUAAUUUUCAGAUACAAUAAUUUGUA
Messenger RNA from Leptinotarsa decemlineata (Colorado potato beetle), 1235 nucleotides. RefSeq lists its product as uncharacterized. The record is from RefSeq and is a predicted model, not a curated record. Gene Ontology annotation, cellular component: plasma membrane. Gene Ontology annotation, biological process: detection of chemical stimulus involved in sensory perception of smell; sensory perception of smell. Gene Ontology annotation, molecular function: odorant binding; olfactory receptor activity. Lineage: Eukaryota; Metazoa; Arthropoda; Insecta; Coleoptera; Chrysomelidae.